AUGGAGAGUAUCCUGGAUACAGCCAUCGUUGAUCGAGGGAGGAAUGUGGUGUCUGGUUCUCGAGAUGGGACAGCACGACUUUGGGAUUGUGGGCGCUCAGCCUGCUUGGGAGUCAUUGCAGACUGUGAUUCUUCCAUUAAUGGAGUGGCAGUGGGUGCAGCUGAUAACUCCAUAAACCUUGGCUCUCCUGAGCAGAUGCCUAGUGAACGGGAGGUUGGGACAGAGUCGAAAAUGCUACUGGUGGCCCGGGAAGAUAAGAAGCUUCAGUGCUUGGGACUACAGAGCAGGCAGCCGGUGUUCCUCUUUAUUGGUUCAGAUGCCUUCAACUGCUGUGCUUUUCUCUCUGGCUUCUUGCUGUUGGCUGGAACACAAGAUGGAAACAUUUAUCAGCUGGAUGUGAGAAGUCCAAGGGUUCCAGUGCAAGUCAUCCAUAGAUCAGGAGCACCAGUUUUGUCCCUGCUGAGUUUCAGAGAUGGAUUCAUUGCUACCCAAGGUGAACCAGAGGCCAAUUAAGAGAUAGAAGCCACUAAUUCAGUUAA
This is a messenger RNA of Castor canadensis (American beaver), 539 nucleotides long. NCBI's taxonomy places the organism in Eukaryota, Metazoa, Chordata, Mammalia, Rodentia, Castoridae. The record is from RefSeq and is a predicted model, not a curated record.